AUGUUGGAUACGUUGAAUGCCCACUUCCAAACCGUUUUUGGAAUAUCCAGUACACAAUCUACUGGACUUCAAGUUGCCUACUUCGGAGCCUAUUUUAUCAACCCCCCUACUUUUGCAUCGUUUGUCGUUCGUCGCUAUGGCUACAGAUACACUUUUAUAGCUGGUCUUCUUAUUCUCGGUGUUGGAAGCUUCAUGUUCUGGCCCUGCGCUAAGUUCGAAAGCUUUGGCGGCUUCUGUGGGGCCAUGUUCAUUGUAGGUGUAGGUCUUUCCACAUUGGAAACUGCUGCUGACCCUUACACGACUAUGUGUGGUCCAACAGACAAAACUGAGCUCAGAAUCAACUUGGCUCAAUCGUUUCAAGGUGCGGGUACUUUCGUUUCUCCUUUAAUAGCAUCGCACACCUUUUUCAACGGUGCUAAUGCAUACUCGUUGACCAACGUUCAAUGGGUGUAUCUCGCCGUAGGAUCCUUUGUCUUUAUUUUGAGUAUCGUUUUCUAUGUUGCAGACAUUCCAGAAAUCACGGACGAGGAUAUGCACCAGUUGACUGAAGAGGCUAAUGGUGUCUACAACGACAAAGAGAGGUUUUUGAAACAGUGGCCCUUGUUCUGGGCAAUUUUUGCUCAGUUCUGCUAUGUUGGAGCGCAAGUCUCGCUCGCUUCAUUCUUCAUCAACUAUGCCCAUUUCAAUGCUGGAAUCGCUAAAACUACAGCCUCCAACUUGCUUUCUGUUGCCCAAGCCAUCUACUGUGGUGUCAGAUUCAUUGCCUCGUUCAUGCUUCAUUUGGGUUGUAAGCCUCAGUAUAUGUAUAGUGCUUUCAUUUCUGGAUGCAUCUUAUUCGCAGCUCUUGCUGCUGGUUUACAUGGCAAAGCUGGUCUUGCGUGUUAUAUCAUUGUUUUUGCAUUUGAAUCGUGUUGUUUUGCCAUGAUCUUUGGGAUGGGUAUGAGAGGUUUGGGUAGACACUCUAAGAGAGGUGGUGCUGGGUUGGUUAUGGGUAUCUCCGGAGGUAUGUGUUGGCCAUCUUUGACUGGUGUAGUAGCAGAUAACGUCUCGUACCGUGUUUCAGCUGUGAUUCCUAUGUGUGGCUAUAUAUUAGCAAGCACCUAUGCUGUCUACGUU
Molecule: messenger RNA, 1116 nt
Organism: Scheffersomyces stipitis CBS 6054
Lineage: Eukaryota; Fungi; Ascomycota; Pichiomycetes; Serinales; Debaryomycetaceae
Gene: FUC1
Product: L-fucose permease Glucose/galactose transporter
Exons: 1
Biological process (GO): transmembrane transport
Molecular function (GO): transmembrane transporter activity
Source: RefSeq, a predicted model, not a curated record